Molecule: messenger RNA, 3445 nt
Organism: Dipodomys spectabilis (banner-tailed kangaroo rat)
Lineage: Eukaryota; Metazoa; Chordata; Mammalia; Rodentia; Heteromyidae
Gene: P3h3
Product: prolyl 3-hydroxylase 3
Exons: 25
Coding region: 4-3345 (1113 amino acids)
Biological process (GO): collagen metabolic process; G protein-coupled receptor signaling pathway
Cellular component (GO): endoplasmic reticulum; heterotrimeric G-protein complex; cytoplasm
Molecular function (GO): L-ascorbic acid binding; signaling receptor complex adaptor activity; procollagen-proline 3-dioxygenase activity
Source: RefSeq, a predicted model, not a curated record
GCCAUGCCGGGGCCGCCGCUGCUGCUGCUGCUGCUGCUGGCGCGGGCCGGGCGGGCGCUGGCGGCGGAGCCCCCGGGCCUGGCGGCGCUGCGGCCCGGGGCGGCGCCGCAGCCGGCCGACCUGCUCUACGCCGACGGGCUGCGCGCGUACGCGGCGGGCGCCUGGGCGCGGGCCGUGGCGCUGCUGCGGGAGGCGCUGCGGAGCCGCGCGGCGCCGGGCCGGGCGCGCCGGGCGUGCGGGGCGCGCUGCGGGGCGGCGGCGGCGGCCGGGCGCUGGGAGGCGGCGCUGCUGCGGGCGGCGCUGCGCCGCGCCGAGUGUCUGGGCCGCUGCGCCGCGCGCGCGCUGGGCCCCGGGGCCGCCGCGCGGAUGCGCCUGGCCCGCGCCGUGCGCGACGCCUUCCGCCGCCGCGAGCCCUACAACUACCUGCAGCGCGCCUACUUCCAGUUGAAGAAGUUAGACCUGGCGGCCGCUGCGGCUCACACCUUCUUUGUAGCAAACCCAAACCACUUGCAGAUGAGAGAGGACAUGGCAAAGUAUAGACGCAUGUCUGGGGUUCGGCCUCAGAGUUUCCGGGACCUAGAGACACCCCUGCAUUGGGCGGCCUAUGAUGCCAGCCUGGAGCUGAUGGAGCGCCAGGAAGCCGGGCUGGCACUGCCCAGGCUGGAGGAGGCCCUGCAGGAGACUCUAGCGCAAAUGGAGACCUGCUGGGCUGGCUGCCAGGGGCCUGAAGAGCAACAGGAAGAGGAGGAGGAGGAGAAGAAGGAAGAUGAAGAAGGGGCCGGGGGUCCCGGGGGUCUCUAUGAAGCCGUUGCCGGGCACUGGAUUCGGGUCCUGCUGUGCCGACAGCGCUGUGUGGCGGACACGGCCACCCGCCCCGGGCGCAGCCAUCCUGUUCCUGACUUCCUUCCUAACCAGCUAAGGAGGCUACACCAGGCACACGCUCAGGUGGGAAAUCUGUCUGAGGCUGUGGAAAAUGUCCUGAGCGUUCUGCUCUUCUACCCGGAUGACGAGGCCGCCAAACAAGCUCUGAGCCAGUACCAAGCCGAGCUCGGGGAGCCCAGACCAGGCCUUGGACCCAGGGAGGACAUCCAGAACUUCGUCCUUCGGUCCCUGGGGGAGAAGAGACAGCUUUACUACGCCAUGGAACAUCUUGGUAUCAGCUUCCAGGACCCUGACCCCUGGACCCCGGCGGCCUUCAUCCCCAAGGCGCUGAGAGAGACGCUCAGGGAGGAUCAAGAGCAGAGGCCUUGGGACCUGGAGCCUCCGCGGCCAGCGGCGGCCGACUGGCAGGAGGCGCUGCUGCUGGAGGGGGUGACGCUGGCGCUGGACGCCCGGCAGCUGAACGGCUCGGAGCGCGCCGUGCUGGACGGGCUGCUCACCGCGGACGAGUGCGGGGCGCUGCUGCGGCUGGCCAAGGACGCGGCUGGGGCUGGAGCCAGGUCUGGCUACCGUGGUCGCCGGUCCCCCCACACCCCCCAUGAGUAUUUCGAGGGGCUCACGGUGCUGAAGGCGGCCCAGCUGGCCAGGGCGGGGAGUGUGGGGAGCCAGGGCGUAAGGCUCCUUCUAGAAGCGGGUGAGCGCGUGAGGAAGGUGACGCAGGCCUACUUCUCCCCGGAGCGACCCCUGCACCUCUCCUUCACCCACCUGGUGUGCCGCAGUGCUGUCGAAGGGGAGCAAGAUCAGCGCAUGGAUCUGAGCCACCCUGUCCACGCUGACAACUGUAUCCUGGACCCCGACACCGGGGAGUGCUGGCCAGAGCCCCCAGCCUACACCUACCGAGACUACAGUGGCCUUCUCUACCUCAACGAUGACUUUAAAGGGGGGGACCUGUUCUUCACGCAGCCCAACGCGCUCACUGUCACGGCUCAGGUUCGGCCGCGCUGCGGUCGCCUGGUGGCCUUCAGCUCUGGCGGGGACAAUCCCCACGGGGUGUGGGCCGUGACCCGCGGUCGGCGCUGCGCCCUGGCGCUGUGGCACACGUGGGCCCCGGAGCACCGGGAGCAGGAGUGGACAGAAGCCAAAGAAUUGCUGCAGAAGCUAAAGGAGGAGGAGGAGGAGGAGGAAGAGGAGGAGGAGGAGGAAGAGGAGGAGGAGGAGGAGGAGGAAGAAACGCCAGGCAGAGACCCUUUCCCAGAACCCCCCAGCCACAAACUUCAACGUGUGCAAGAAACAAACGCGGAGCCACGGAGGGCCCGAGAGGAGCUGCCGGUACCUCGGCAUCCCAGCUGCAGCUGCAAAGAGACACUGAGGAAUCGGAGCUGGAAAUCGGGGAGACAUCCAGCUAGAACCCAAGAGUGCAAGGCACCCCUGGACCUGUCCGCCAUGGGGGAGAUGGAGCAACUGAGGCAGGAAGCGGAACAGCUCAAGAAACAGAUCUCAGAAGCCAGGAAAGCCUGCGCAGAUAGCACCCUGGCUGAGCUGGUGUCUGGCCUAGAGGUCGUGAGCCGCAUCCAGAUGCGGACCCGGCGGACGCUCAGGGGUCACCUGGCCAAGAUCUAUGCCAUGCACUGGGCCACCGACUCCAAGCUGCUCGUAAGCGCGUCGCAGGACGGGAAAUUGAUUGUGUGGGAUACGUAUACCACCAACAAGGUUCACGCCAUUCCACUGCGCUCCUCCUGGGUAAUGACCUGUGCGUAUGCUCCAUCCGGGAACUUCGUGGCCUGCGGUGGGCUGGACAACAUGUGUUCCAUCUAUAACCUCAAAUCCCGAGAGGGGAACGUCAAGGUCAGCCGGGAGCUCUCGGCUCACACAGGUUAUCUGUCCUGCUGUCGCUUCCUGGAUGACAAUAACAUCGUGACCAGCUCAGGAGACACAACAUGCGCCCUCUGGGACAUCGAGACGGGACAGCAGAAAACCGUGUUUGUGGGGCACACCGGCGACUGCAUGAGUCUGGCCGUGUCCCCCGACUACAAGCUCUUCAUCUCGGGGGCCUGCGACGCCACCGCCAAACUGUGGGACGUGCGCGAGGGGACAUGUCGCCAGACCUUCACCGGCCACGAGUCGGACAUCAAUGCCAUCUGUUUCUUCCCCAACGGAGAGGCCAUCUGCACGGGCUCCGACGACGCUUCCUGCCGUCUGUUCGACCUGCGCGCUGACCAGGAGCUAACCACGUACGCCCACGAGAGCAUCAUCUGCGGCAUCACGUCCGUGGCCUUCUCGCUGAGUGGCCGUCUGCUCUUUGCGGGCUAUGAUGACUUCAAUUGCAACGUGUGGGACUCCAUGAAGUGUGAGCGUGUGGGCGUCCUCUCCGGCCAUGACAACAGGGUCAGCUGUCUGGGGGUCACGGCCGACGGGAUGGCUGUGGCCACUGGGUCCUGGGACAGCUUCCUCAAAAUCUGGAACUGAGGAGGCUGGGAGCAAAGAGAUCAAAAGCCAGGACGCCCUCUCUGGGAUUUCUGUACAGCAGGGGGCAGAAAUCCACCAAGCUGCUUUCUCUGGGGGAAGG